This is a messenger RNA of Acromyrmex echinatior (Panamanian leafcutter ant), 395 nucleotides long. RefSeq names its product odorant receptor 9a-like. Gene Ontology annotation, cellular component: plasma membrane. The record is from RefSeq and is a predicted model, not a curated record. Lineage: Eukaryota; Metazoa; Arthropoda; Insecta; Hymenoptera; Formicidae. Gene Ontology annotation, molecular function: odorant binding; olfactory receptor activity. Gene Ontology annotation, biological process: sensory perception of smell; detection of chemical stimulus involved in sensory perception of smell.
AUGUUUCUAGAUUAAAGAUCUCACAGAUCACUUAUUCGUAGACUGGGAUAUGCUCGAAACUAAGGAAGAACACGACAUUAUGAGAAAGUAUGCCGAGAAAGGCAGAUGGUACGCGAUGACAUACGGAUCAUUUAUUUACGUGUCUAACAUUAUAUUCGCAACAACCUCUCUCGUGCCACGCAUCUUGGAUAUAAUAUUUCCAUUGAAUUUUUCCCGCCCUAUAAUGUUACCGUAUCCAGCGUACUAUUUCGUUGACGAAAAUCAAUAUUUCUAUUAUAUUUUUCUCCAUAUGUUACUUACCAGCAGUGUGUGUUUAACCGGAUUAAUUGCUCACGAUAGCAUGUUCUUUGUUUACGUCGAACACAUCUGCGGCCUUUUCGCUGUUAUUGGGUAAU